Messenger RNA from Parastagonospora nodorum SN15, 1182 nucleotides. RefSeq lists its product as hypothetical. Gene Ontology annotation, biological process: Arp2/3 complex-mediated actin nucleation. The transcript has 6 exons. Gene Ontology annotation, molecular function: actin filament binding. Gene Ontology annotation, cellular component: actin cortical patch; Arp2/3 protein complex. The record is from RefSeq and is a predicted model, not a curated record. Bases 1 to 1182 code for a protein of 393 amino acids. Lineage: Eukaryota; Fungi; Ascomycota; Dothideomycetes; Pleosporales; Phaeosphaeriaceae.
AUGUCCGAAGUACCCAUUGUGCUUGACGGCGGAACCGGCUUCCUUAAGGCAGGCUACGCAGGCCAGCCCUUGUCUCAGAACUUCCCCGAUCACCAGUACCCGUCCAUUGUCGGCCGCCCAAUCCUGCGAACGGAAGAGCGCGAUGGCGGAGACAUCCAGCUCAAGGACAUCAUGUGCGGAGACGAGGCGGCGGCGGCGCGCUCUAUGCUCCAAAUCACCUACCCCAUGGAGAACGGUAUCGUCAAGCGCUGGGAUGACAUGCAACACCUCUGGGACUACACAUUCCUCGAGAAGAUGAAACUAGACCCCACCGGACGCAAGAUCCUGCUCACCGAACCGCCCAUGAACCCUCUGAAGAACCGAGAGACAAUGUGCGAGGUCAUGUUCGAGCGCUAUGGCUUUGGAGGCGUGUACGUGGCUAUUCAGGCUGUAUUGGCAUUGUACGCGCAGGGCUUGUCGUCGGGUGUGGUAGUCGACUCAGGAGAUGGUGUCACACAUAUUGUCCCUGUCUACGAGAGCACUGUUCUCAACCACCUUACGCGCCGCCUUGACGUUGCUGGGCGCGACGUCACACGCAACCUCAUUGCGCUACUGCUACGAAGAGGAUACGCACUCAACCGAACCGCCGAUUUUGAGACUGUCCGCCAGAUUAAAGAAAAGCUAUGUUACGUAUCGUACGACCUCGAGCUCGACCAGCGCCUCAGCGAAGACACAACGGUACUCGUUGAGUCGUACACCCUUCCAGAUGGUCGGGUCAUCCGAGUAGGCAGUGAGCGUUUCGAAGCACCCGAGUGUCUGUUCCAGCCGCAUCUUGUGGACGUUGAGCAGCCUGGUAUCGCCGAGUUCUUGUUCAACACAAUCCAAUCCGCCGAGGUCGAUGUCAGGAGCAGUCUGUACAAGGCGAUUGUGUUGAGUGGUGGAAGCAGCAUGUAUCCAGGUCUUCCCAGUCGGUUGGAGAAGGAACUGAAGCAGCUGUGGCUCACCAGGAUAUUGGGCGGAAACCCAGAGCGAUUAAACAAAUUCAAAGUCCGCAUCGAAGAUCCACCACGGCGACGCCACAUGGUCUUCCUUGGUGGGGCUGUGCUCGCAAACAUCAUGGCCGACAAGGAGGACAUGUGGAUAUCAAAGGCGGAAUGGGAGGAGCAGGGUUCACGAGCCUUGGAGAAGUUGGGUGCGAGAUGA